This is a messenger RNA of Meloidogyne enterolobii, 501 nucleotides long. The record is from the annotation of a GenBank genome assembly. NCBI's taxonomy places the organism in Eukaryota, Metazoa, Nematoda, Chromadorea, Rhabditida, Meloidogynidae.
AUGUUUUUCAUUUUUUGGCUUAAUUAUUUUUUAAUUAUUUUUUAUUUUUUGCUACAUUACAAUGUUGAUUGUAUGUGGAACUUCUCUAAAGGAGAAAGUAGUAAAACACCUUUACUUUCGCAACAAAAUUAUGAUGAAGCUUCAUCUUCAAGCAUUCAAUCCAAUCAACAUUUUCAACCCAAUAAUGGAAAGAAAAUGUUGUUGGUAACUGAUGCAUUUUACAUCCAUUACAAUUUCUUUUUAAAUCUGGCUAAUGUUUUAUGUUACAACGGCAAAUACGAUGUGUAUUUGAUUGUUGUUAACUUCAAAGGAAAGGACAUUUUAAAUAAACCUUUAAAAGAUGUUCGAUUUAUAGAAGUACCUUAUAUAGGAGAUGGAGAGUAUUCACAAGGGUUUACAGCCAAAAAAUUAGAAACUAAUUGGACAGUUGAAGAUAAAAAAGACGACCAUCACGCCUUAAAGUUGCUAGGAUUUUAUAUGUAUGGCAUAUAUAAAGGUUAA